GGUGGAGACCCAGUGAUUGGAUGCAUCAAUCAAGGAGGUUCAGUUAGAAUAUCUCGAUCAUACAAUCCAACAGGGCAGAAGUCAAACAUCCAGCUUCCAACAAAUGAGCAAUCGGUGGGUCUGAAAGACGUGAAUGGAAACUACGUGGAUGGAAUAAUUUCCUGCAGUUUCCAAUUGGCACCAGAGAUAUCUGCUAACGGUCAAACUUUCAACCUCGCCACUACUGCUUAUUUCCCCCUUCUGGCAUUGGGGUCGGCCACCUCCACAGGCCAGUUGCAGUACCACUCCAUGAGAGCAUCAACGACAGGCGCCUUUGAGUUCCUUGAGCAGGAAGAUCCAUAUGAUGGCUGUGGGAACGAGAAGAUAUGUAUCGGAUGUGUAGGAAAUCAAUGCGUGGAAUCCAAAGGAUGUCUUCAAGACAAAACUUGCGACAUGUUUCUGUCCUUCAUUCCUGCAAAGCCAUCCGAGACUUUCAUCACAAUCACCAUCAUGAGACAGGGAGCUGGAGUGUCCUCCUAUGUUGCAAUGGGAUUCUCGAAGGACGUGUUCAUGCGCUUUUGCUCCUGCUUGGAUACGGGACGAGAUCAUGUAGUGGAAUGCGUGACAGAUUCUGGAAUUUUGGACUUAUCCCGGUCCUACAACCCCGCAUACGGCAAAAAUUCCCGUCUGCCUGAAGAGGAACGGAGACAAGGAAUUGCUGUAAAGUCGAGUUCGUUUAGCAAUGGUGUUUUGACAUGCACAUUUACGCACGACUUGGUGACAUCUUCGACCCUCGGUGGGAAGUUGGAUUUAGCCUAUGCCAACCUCUACCUGCUCCUCGCCGAUGGGAAAACUACCUCUUCCAGUAACGAGACUGAACUUCAGCUGCACACAAACCGAGGAAGUUCCCCAUCCCCGUAUGCUUUCGUGUAUUCAUCGCUUCCAAGUGUUACAGCUUCACCUGCUCGCAUCUCGACACCUACGACAAUGAUGAAUUCGGGGUCCGGAUCCGUGAACGACGUUUAUAGUGCGUGUGGCCAUACCAUUGGGUGCUUCGGAUGUAAGGGCCCCACGUGCGAUUCCAAGUGUUUGUCUACCCGGGAUUGCAACGGUCUCGUUGCAUUCCUAGGAUCUCCAGACCGGAAAGAAGUCUCAUUCACCCUUGUUGGCCAAAUCUCUCAAAACAUGGCAUACGUCUCUGUCGGCAUCUCUACUGAUAGCAAAAUGGGAGGAGAUGGAGUGGUGGAGUGCGUUAAUGAGGGUGGAAAAGUCAACAUAUACAGGUCCUUCAAUGUCAAUGGAAGUAAAAAUAACAAGAGACUUCCUCAGGUUGAGCAAAAUGUGGGGAUCUCAGGGAAAUCUGAUAAUGUGGGCUUCCACGAUACCGCAUUCGGAGCAUCAGGGGAAGCAGUGGAUCUCUUCGAUUUUGUCAUACCAGAGGGCCCAAGUAAUAAGCUGAUGUACGUUCAUGGUAUCUGCAUGACUUUGGCCUGGAUCUUCUUCGCCUCCAGUGGCAUCAUCACUGCGAGAUACUUAAAGAAGACCUGGGUCGGCCAGCAGGCCUGCAAGAAAGAUGUUUGGUUCACGAUUCACCGGAGCUUCAUGAUGAUGGCAUGGGCGUUAACUAUCAUCGGUUUCUUCUGCAUCCUUGCUUACGAAAACUGGGAAUUCCACAAUGAGCCCCAUUACUUAGUGGGAAUCGUGGCGGUGGCGUUGUGUUUCAUCCAACCCUUCAUGGCAGCUGUGAGGCCCCAUCCUGGCGACACUUUAAGGCCCAUCUUUAACUGGGCUCAUUGGGGAGUUGGCACCGCUGCUCAUAUCCUCGCAGUGGCGAACAUAUUUUUGUCAUUCGACCUGGAUUCCAUCGCAUUCCCCAUACAAGCCUACGGCAUCAUGGGGGUCUUCGUCGCGAUAUACGUACUUGCUCAUGUCAUCCUUCAGGCCCAGGUAUCCUUUGUAUUGGACAACAAAGUGGAAUCUGUCAUGCUGACGAACAAUGGUGGAACAAAGGCAGACGCAAAGGGAUCGGUGCUUCGGCAGAUGACUUUCACAUUAUUCCUCGUUGCAUCUGGAAUCAUCGCAGUUCUGAUAUCCAUGCUGAUCGUGGGAAAGGUGGAGCUUUAAGAUGAAGGGUGAAAAUCCAUCAUCAUGAAUAUGACCAAAUGAAGAGGAAGAAUCUCUCUACCCUCAUUUUAUAUGAAAGUGAGCAGCAUCAGAUUAGGGAUAUGGGGGAGAUGUGGCUUUGAUUGGAAGUUGAGAUAAUGAAUGCAUGGGCUAGUGAUUUGUGUUAAAGGC
This is a messenger RNA of Darwinula stevensoni, 2274 nucleotides long. NCBI's taxonomy places the organism in Eukaryota, Metazoa, Arthropoda, Ostracoda, Podocopida, Darwinulidae. The record is from the annotation of a GenBank genome assembly.